Messenger RNA from Candida albicans SC5314, 2670 nucleotides. RefSeq names its product Golgi transport complex subunit (gene COG4). The transcript has a single exon. The record is from RefSeq and is a predicted model, not a curated record. Bases 1 to 2670 code for a protein of 889 amino acids. Lineage: Eukaryota; Fungi; Ascomycota; Pichiomycetes; Serinales; Debaryomycetaceae.
AUGAAACAAAGUAAUGGAAGCGGUGCUUCUGGUUUUCAUUCAUUCAAAGGAUUAAAUGAGGCAGAAGUAGCGAAAACAACAGCUGAAUUAAAAGCGAAAUACCAAUCAUCGUCCACCCCUAAUGAUUUAUAUAAUUUGAUUGAUGAGAUUGAUGCUGCCAUGGCUAACAUAGACAAUAAUCUUAAUAAUUUUACAGCAUUGAAUUCCGGUAGACUCCAACAAGAUAUAACCAAUAUAGAGUUGGCAAGAACUACUAAAUUGUCAUCUACAAUUUCAAAUUCGAGUAAAUUAACGUCGAUUUUUUCACAAGCAAAUGAUUUGGGCCAUAAGUUGACGUUUAAAAUCAAAUCAUUAGAUCAAGAAAUUGGCAAUGUAAACAAAACGUUGGACUACGUGACAAAUAUUCAAUUAUUAAAAAAUAACAUCAACCAAGCAAAUUAUGCCAUUGAACACAAAAAUUGGGAAUUGGCCGCUCAAUGUAUACAUACUAUCAAUUCAAAAAUCCCCUCUGAAUUGAUUUCUGGCAAAUAUGCAUCGGUUGUGAUUCCAUCCACCGAGUUGCCAGAACUGCCUACAGUUGCAAUAGCUAAUUGGAUAGAUAAGUUAACCCAAGUGUUUAAGGAAAAAUUCACCGAGGCAGCAAAAGCUAAAAAUGUUGAACAAUUGACGAAAUUUUUCCAAUUAUUCCCACUAAUCAACCAGGAAGAGAUAGGUCUUAACUGUUAUUCCAAAUUUAUUUGUGAAAUCAUCAAUGAAACAUCUAAAAGUCUAACAGCAGGGUUGGAGAAUGCCCAUGAUUUGAAACCCGCUAUUUUUUCUAAUGUUGUCAUGCAAUUAUUUGAGAACAUUUCCAUGAUGUUGUCUCAACAUGGACCUUUAAUCAAAAAAUACUAUAGUGCUACAUAUCCACUGGCAUUGUCAUAUGUUAUUAGCAAAAUCCAAAGAGAAAUCGAUUUACAAGUUGGAAUUAUUGCUGACACCUUUUAUGAUUUAAGAAGAUUAGAUAAACAUUUUCAAGACAUCAAGCUUUACAGUUUUCCUGUAUUGACACGAAGAUUGGCAGAAUUAAAAGAUCACCCAAAUCAAGAUCAGGAAUCAAGAAGAACUAGUUUUGAUACAUCAGACGAUUUAUUACCAAUAAGAUUAAUUGGAGAUUUAAUACAAGAAUUGUCUUCAAUUUUUGAAAACUGGACGUUAUACUGCCGAUUUAUAACCGUCAAAUACUUACAAGAACCGAAACAUAGACAAAAUGGGAAAGAAGUAGUGACAGGAAAAUCACCUACGGAAGACAAAGAUGCAUUACUUUUACCUGAUUUAAUUCGCAAAUCCACUUUUACAAGAAAAAUUAAUGAAAAGCUUUUGCCUUCAUUUGAAACAUUGUACAAGUUUUAUUUCCGUCGUUCCAUAGAAAAAUCAAUCACCAUUGAAGAAUUGCCAUCAUUAGAUGCAUAUUUGGUAUUAAGUAACGAGCCUGGAGUACACCCCGAACAAGUACCUAUAUCUUCUGUUGUUGAAGAUUUGACUUUGGUCCUAAAUAACACUUUGCGUAACAUUAUUCAAUCUGGUUUACCUACAGCAGUGAAGAGUUUUAUUAAUGAAAGUUUCGGCAUUGUUCAACAAGAUUUGUUAAAUGGAUUUUUCAUUAAAAACUUGAAUGACAAUCAACCAAGAUAUAACCAAACAUUAUCAUUGAUAGACCCUGCAAGUACUAUUAACCGUACUAAUAGUCCAAUCAGUAGAAGUGCUACUCCAGAUGUGCAUGGAGGUAGUGGUGGAUUAUCAACUGGUGCAGGAUUUUUGAAGGGAGCGUCAAGUGCCUUGGGAAGUGUCGUUAGUGGUUCUGGUGCAAUUGUAGGCAGUUUACAAACCACUCCCAAUAAUACAAAAUUGUUAAGUUUCAUCAUUUAUUUGAACACCGUGGCUAUGGCACAAGAAUAUUUCACAAAAGUAUUUCAGAAUAUAAAUAAGGACAGUUACUUACAAUCAUAUUAUCCUUUCGGUAAAGACAAGAGUAAAAUCUCAAAUAUUUUACAACAAGAUUUUUUGGACCCAUUUACUAGUGUAAGUAACAAAAUCAUUUCAGAAAGUUUGAUUAAUUUAUACAAUCAACUGAUCAAGAACAAAUUGUUAUUGCUUGUUAAUGAAUUCUUUACAGAUAUUCCAACAGCCAAUAAUGAAAACAAUUAUGUGAUUUAUUCAAGCAAUAACAUAAAUGACCCAACAAUCUUAAUUAAAUUCACGUCAAACUGGCAGUCAUUAAUGAAACCAUACCUACAAACAUUACACAAAACUCUUUGGAGUAAAUUGUUGCGAUUAGUCGUGGUUAAUUUAACCAAUUUGUUAGAAAAGAAGUUGUUCAUGAUAUUAAAUAAAUUGAAAAUUAAUGAAUUGGGAGCUAUAAAGCUAGAGAAAGAUGUUUCGUAUUUAAUUAAUGAAAUUUGCCGUGAUAAUUACUAUUUGCGUGAAAAAUUCGUUAGAUUGACUCAAAUUGUAUUAUUGGUAGGUAUGGAUGAUGAAGAGUACGAAGAAAGCAACCAACCAGUAACUAAAGCUCGUGAAACUGAAGAGGAUGGAGGAGAAGGAAGAGAUGAUUUUGACGAUGAAAUUGGUGGUAUAAAUUGGGUAUUAACCCCACAGGAAAGAAUCCAAAUACGUAAAUACAGAAUUUAG